Messenger RNA from Grus americana (Whooping crane), 968 nucleotides. RefSeq names its product interleukin 4 (gene IL4). The record is from RefSeq and is a predicted model, not a curated record. Gene Ontology annotation, cellular component: extracellular region. The transcript has 4 exons. Gene Ontology annotation, molecular function: interleukin-4 receptor binding; growth factor activity; cytokine activity. Gene Ontology annotation, biological process: positive regulation of isotype switching to IgG isotypes; positive regulation of defense response to virus by host; positive regulation of DNA-templated transcription. NCBI's taxonomy places the organism in Eukaryota, Metazoa, Chordata, Aves, Gruiformes, Gruidae. Bases 558 to 965 code for a protein of 135 amino acids.
CCCUGGGCGCAGGUUAAGAUAACCGUAGACAGAAAAUGAUACGCAGAUGAAAGAUGCUUUGCAUGAUUUGGAGAUAUUCAAAUGAAAUGCGAGAUGGAAGAGCUCACAGGAUCGUUAGAGAAAAAAGAAAAAAAGCAAAGCUCCAUUAUUUGAGCGCGGUCACAUCUAUGGUCUCCCCAGUUCAGCCACUUUCACCUUGUGGUGUAGGGAAAGUCUUGGGAUACGGAGAAACGAAGAAUCCCCAAACCGAGCAGUUUACACACUUUUCUACGUGACCUGACUCCUACCACUGUUAUCUUAUGGUGGAAAUUUCCUACGUUGAAACGUAAUACAAGAUCAGAAAAAAAAAUCUCUACUUUUACAGCAGAGACCUGUUGUCCUAAUUGGAUAGGAGCAACUUUGGAAAGUGCAGACAAGGGAAAAAUAAGUUUGUUUCCUACAGGUUCAGCAAUUUUACAGCCAUAAAUUGAGAUGCUUCUUCCAGAAAAGCACACACAGGUAUAGAUCACCAAAAUAGCCAGAAACUGUGAGCUGAGGGGGUUCAGUCCAAGCAGGCCAUGAGCAUCCCGGUCCCGGUCCUGCUCACCCUCCUGGUGCUGUCAGCCUGCCAGGGCCACAUGGCCGCCCUGCUGCAGACCUCCAACUUUCUGAAGGAGAGCAUCAGGCUGCUCAGCGUGCUCCUGGAGACGGAGGUUUCCUGUGACAAGAUGAACGUGACAAAUAUUUUUGCAGACAAUAAGCAUGACAAUGAUAUGGAGAUCUUAUGCAAAGCCACCACAGUCACUUGGGAGGGUGGGAUCUGCCACAGCUACCUGAAGGGCAUUUCUGUCAACUUGCUGCAACUCAUCCGCAGGAAGAGCACCGUCCACAAGGCACCGUGUCCCGUGGCAGCAGGCAACACUACAUCACUGAAAGAUUUCCUGGUCAACUUACGCAGAGUCCUCCAACGAUUAGUAAAAGACUGAAGU